AUGCCACCAAGGUUUUCGGCUUUUAUCGUCAGAGGUGCUGAGGCAGGAUUACUCCAGCUAAAGUGGCUGAGAUGCAGGGAGCAGUUUGCUGAGGGCAAUGACACCUCAGAAAAAAUUAAACAUGAGAAAACAUACAAUGCUGACAACAUUCUUUCUCUAGGACUGACAGAUGACCCAAACUGGCAAAUUGUCAUUUUUAUUUUUCUAUUUCUAACAUAUUUAUUGAGUGUCACUGGAAAUUUGAUUAUUAUCCUGCUCAUCUUGCUGGAUUCCCACCUCAAAACACCCAUGUAUUUCUUUUUUUGGAACUUUUCCUUUUUAGAAAUCUCAUUGACAUCUGUCUGCAUCCCUAGAUUCCUGGUCAGCAUACUGACUAUGGAUAAAACUAUUUCCCAUGAUGUUUGUAUGACACAAUUAUUUUUGGUCAUUUUCUUGGGUGUAUCAGAGUUUUUCCUGUUGGCUGAUGUGUUCUAUGACUGCUAUGUGGACAUCUGCAACCCCCCUCGUUAUGCAACCAUUAUGAGCAACAGAGUUUGCAAUCAGCUGGUUGUUGCUUCUUGGUUGGCUGGUUUGUUAGCAAUCUCUCAGAUGGGCCUGAGGCUGGAAUUCUGUGAUGCCAAUGUUAUUGGCCACUUUGGCUGUGACUAUUCUCCUGUCCUGAAACUCACUUGCACAGACACAUGGGUCACAGAACUAUUAAGUUUUGUUUUAGUCAUUAUCACACUCCUGGUUACACUGGCACUGGUAAUGUUCUUUUAUGCAAAUAUAAUAAGAACAAUUCUGAGGAUCUCUUCUGCCCAGCAGAAGUCUUUUUCUACUUGUUGUUCACAUAUAAUUGUUGUCUCUAUCUCUUAUAGAGGCUCCAUUUUUAUGUGUAUUAAACCUUCUGCAGAGGAAAGAAUAGGUUUAUCCAAAGGUAGCACUGUAGCACUGUUCAGCACUUCAGCUGCACCUGUAUUAAAUCUUUUUAUAUAUACCCUAAGAAAUAAGCAAGUGAAAAAAUCCCUGAAAGGUAUUGUCGGUGCCCUUGCAGUGGUGGUGGUCGUGGAGGUGGCUUUGUUGUGCUGCCGACAUGGCAGCAGUAGCUCCAGAAUUGUGGGUUGCUUGCAUGAUGAUGAUAGCUGCCUGAUGGCAUCUGUGGUGGCAUUGACUGCAGCAAUGGUGAAUGCAGCAGCUGUCUACUUGGUUGUGGUGUCCAUAGCAGCAUUCUGCACAGCUAUGGUGUCUGCAGCAGUAGCAGGGUUACCUCAGAGUGGCAGCAGUGGAGUCAGUGGCUGUAACUGCCUCCUUGGCAGCAAUGGGGUUACCUAG
This is a messenger RNA of Cynocephalus volans (Philippine flying lemur), 1311 nucleotides long. Its product is annotated as olfactory receptor 6C76-like. The record is from RefSeq and is a predicted model, not a curated record. Gene Ontology annotation, molecular function: G protein-coupled receptor activity; olfactory receptor activity. Gene Ontology annotation, biological process: G protein-coupled receptor signaling pathway. Lineage: Eukaryota; Metazoa; Chordata; Mammalia; Dermoptera; Cynocephalidae. Gene Ontology annotation, cellular component: membrane.